Manihot esculenta (cassava) is the source of this 654-nucleotide messenger RNA. Its product is annotated as polygalacturonase-like. The record is from RefSeq and is a predicted model, not a curated record. Gene Ontology annotation, biological process: carbohydrate metabolic process. Gene Ontology annotation, molecular function: polygalacturonase activity. The coding region runs from base 1 to 654 and encodes 217 amino acids. The transcript has 3 exons. Lineage: Eukaryota; Viridiplantae; Streptophyta; Magnoliopsida; Malpighiales; Euphorbiaceae.
AUGCGUUCUAAUUUGCCGCGCAUUUUACGAAUGAACUUAGAAAAGAAAAGGGUUCACAAAGAUGACGACCCUGAAGACAUAUUUUCCCUGACAUCUUUGCUAUUAUUGUUUGUUUUUGCUGGUAGAGUUCAAUCUGCUGUAUUUGAUGUGAACAAUUACGGUGGUAAAGGCGAUGGCAAGUCAGAAAUUAGUAAGGCAUUAUUGGGCGCGUGGAAAGAGGCUUGUUCAGCAACGGGUUCCAACAGAGUCGUAGUACCCAAAGGGACAUAUUCCAUAGGUUUACCUGACUUAAAUGGUCCAUGCAAGGGAGCCAUGGAGCUUCAAGACGUAACAUCGCUCGAUAGUAAGAAUUUCCAUGUCAAUGUUCUAGGUGGCAAAAACCUUACUUUCGAUCGCUUCACAAUCACUGCACCAGGACACAGCAUCAAUAUAGAUGCAAUUCAUAUCGGGCAUUCAAACGGGAUCGACAUUACUAAUUCUGGAAUUUUCGUAAGGAAUUGCACCAUCUAUGACACCGACAAUGGAGAGAGAAUCAAGACAUGGUCGGCAUUACGUGGUGCCAUGGCCUCGGUUAUGCAUUUCGAGGAUAUUAUGAUGAAAAAUGUCCGCAACCCUAUCGUUAUAGAUCAAAUGCACUGCCCAUGGAAUCACUGA